Molecule: messenger RNA, 1921 nt
Organism: Populus nigra (black poplar)
Lineage: Eukaryota; Viridiplantae; Streptophyta; Magnoliopsida; Malpighiales; Salicaceae
Product: transcription factor TCP18-like
Exons: 2
Coding region: 488-1672 (394 amino acids)
Biological process (GO): regulation of secondary shoot formation
Cellular component (GO): nucleus
Molecular function (GO): sequence-specific DNA binding; DNA-binding transcription factor activity
Source: RefSeq, a predicted model, not a curated record
GGUGCCUUGACUCCUACCAUCAUUAUUCAAAUCCUUGCUUAGCUUCCCCCUUAUCUCCCAUUCUUGCACCCCCCAUGGACAUGUAGUACUUGUGCUGUGCUGUACUGCUGGCUUUCUCGUGCUCUAGUCGGGGAGGUAGAUGGAUAUUCCCUGUUUCUCUCCAUCUUAAACUCACCAAACACAUACGCGUAUGCCUCUCUGAUAAAGGGAGGGAAGGAGAAAAAAGAAGAAGAAGAAAAAAAUGACAAGUAAACAGUAGUAACAAUUUGUUGUCGUCUCUCACUUAUGAUUUCCAUUGUUUGCAGAGAAAGUGAACUUGAAAAGGAUACAUGGACUUGAACUAGCUAGAGAAGUAGAGAAUACUCUAUGCACAAGGAGUCAUGUUAGGUAACACAUUGGUGCACAUGUCAUUCUCAAGCGACUAUUCCUCCCAAGGGAGCUCUACGGCGGCUAGCUAGGUAUUGUUUGGUGAUAUCGCAAAGCUCAAAUGUUUCCAUUAAGCUACAAUGCCAACGACGCCAUCUCCUGUAGUGAUCAACAAGCUUAUAACAUGCCCUUGUUCAGUGAUAUCAUUUCCUAUCCCAAACAAGAUGUGCCUCCUCCUUUAUCUCUCUGCUUGCCCUCUCCUUUUAUCCCUUGUGAUCAGCAAGAAUUUGAAGACCAUCUUAUUUUUCUCCAACAAAACUAUGACCUUUUUUUUCAGGAGCAACCCUUGAGAGCUACGGCUACUAGUACUAAUCUAUCCCAGAGUACUGUUGUUAAUAACAUGGCGGAUUCCAAUAAAAGUGACGUUAUUGAGCUAACCGGAAUCUGCAACAAGAAAUCCAACAACAGCACUGAUCAGAUCCUAAGAAAGAGAUCUUCAAAGAGAGAUCGGCAUAGCAAGAUUAACACGGCUCAAGGACCAAGAGAUCGGAGAAUGAGAUUGUCACUAAAGGUUGCCAGAGAGUUCUUUGAUCUGCAAGACAAGCUACGCUUUGAUAAAGCUAGCAAGACUGUUGAAUGGUUACUCAUACAGGCAAAGAAUGAAAUCAAGAAACUAUCCAGUGGCUCCCCCCAUAUGAAUUAUAGCGGCAGUGAUGGCACCAAGAGUGCAUCUUCUACUUCUGAGCGUGAAAUGCUGCCCGAAAUCAAUAUUGAAACUACCACGAAAGGGAGGAAUGUUUCCAAGGGUAGAUCCUCACCAUGUGUCAAGAAAGAGAGGACUAGGAGAGCAUCAUCGCGUAAAACUCCAUUCAACCCUUUUGCAAAGGAAUCAAGGGAGAAGGCAAGAGCAAGAGCGAGGGAGAGAACGAAAGAAAAGUACUUGUGCAGUCGAAGAAUCGACAAAUUGAAGUUUUCUGAAGAAUCAUCAAACAAUGAAUUGAAUCAAUUCGCAGGUUGUUGGGAUACUCCAUUAGAAACUGGUGAUCAAGAAUCUGGCAUUCACAAUUUUAAUCCUUCCUUAGAAGUUCAGCUAGCUGAAGUUGAUGUGGCAAUCUAUCACGAGCGAGAGAAAUUACGUACUCGAGAGGGCAUGAUUGAUGAAAACUUGGCGAUUAUGGGCAAGUACUGGAGUCCCUCUUUUCCCAAUAAUCUGCACAACACUGGAACUCCUGAUCAGGAGCAUCAAUUCUCAGACUUUCAAUACAAGACAUGGGAUCAGGCAUGCACCAUUGGCGGUAUGUGCUAGCAUGGAUAUUCAUCUCUCUCACCACCCUUGAGCUGUCAAGCGGACACGGAUUUGAAGAAUACUAUGUAUGGUUUGUUUAUCUGGUUGGAGCGUGUGCGCGCAUAUAUAUACAUAUAUAUAUAUUUAUUUAUUUAUAUAUCAUGUAUGUGUUUUAGCUUUGCAUCAGGAGAUUUUCCAGCGAUGUGCCUUCUCAAUGAUUGUUAAGUAGUUUAUUUUUAAUGAGAUCAAGAGUUGUGUGUUUGUGUCUUA